AUGAAUGGCUAUGCUGAGCAGCAAAUCCUGUUGGAUUUCAACCACAACUCCAUGUUUUCCCCAGAAACCUAUCAACGGUACAAUUAUUCUCCGGUCCUUGAAACGAGCCCCGACUGGACUGCUGAUCUUGCGUCGGCGAGGUGGUUCAACCUCCUCACUGCCGAUGUAGGCGGCGUCACAGGCUCAUUGUCCCGGAUCAACACGUCCACCAGUGCCAGCGUUGAUUCAGGACCUGUGCAUGAUCUUAACCCAGCUGGCUUGGCUAACUCGGAGGACAACCAUGUCCACGCUCGCCCACGCUCGGAAUCGGUCGAAGUUUGGCAGUCAGAAAAGGACUUGCAACUCACUGCUCUUGAACUGUCUGUUUUCCAGAAUUUCUUGGAUCUCUUUGACCCCCAGCAAAGCUUUGCAGCAUAUGCCACUCGUCUGGCGCUCCGGAAUGAAGGUCUGAUGAAAGCCAUAUUAGCCCUUUCGGUGCAGCACACUAUCCAUCUGAACCGGCGCCACCGGACGGAAACUACCCUCGACUCGAACCAAGCCGUCCAAUACUACCAUGACACCCUUCGUUACGUGCAGACCGCGCUGCAAUACACCAGCUACACCCUGUCGGAAGAGCUGAUCGCCACCUCUUUGAUCAUUUCCACCUAUGAAAUGAUGCAUCAGUCUCACCAGGAAUGGCAACGCCACCUUAAGGGUAUCUUCUGGAUUCAACGUUCUCAGAAUAUCAAUGGACUGUCCAAAGGCAUUCGGCACGCCGUGUGGCGCGCAUGGCUUCGUCAAGAAGUAUGGGCAGCUUUCAAGGAGCGCCGGAGAUGCCUGAGCUACUGGCGCGAUCCGAAAGACUUUGGCGAUCAGGAUCAGCAUGAAUUGGCGGAUUCGGCCACCCUCCUCCUGCGAGAGGCAGUCAACUACUAUGCCGAGGGCGGUGCGCCGGAAGGAACAGACGCGACAAUGGGUCUUCAAGAGCAGUACAGAAGUCAAAGAGCCGGCCAGCUGCUGGCCCUGUUGGAUCGGUGGAAGAGCCAUUUGGGCGCCGAAUACAAGCCGCUCCCCGGCCCUGACACCGGGGCGGUUUUUAGGCCGAUCUGGAUCCAUCCGUCCAGGUUUGGCGCGGCUCUUCAGAUAUCUUACUUUGCGCGCCUCAUCAUACUUAUGCAUCGCCCGGUGAGUGCCGGCUUUGACAGCUACUCCAAGUUGCAGCGAGAGCUGUCUAGCGUGGUCUCGAUGAUUUGCGGGAUUGCCAUGGCGUUGGAAGAUGAGGGUUGCCAGAUCAUUUCCUCACAAUGUCUGUUUGCGGCCGGACUCUCUGUGACCGACGACAAUCAACGGAACGAGAUCAUUUCUUUGAUUGAAUCCUGUGAAGAACGCAGUGGUUGGCCCAUGUCUGCCCUACAAGAAGACCUACGCAAGGCAUGGAGCAAAGUUGACGGAGUGGGUACGCCCAACGAACAACAAGGCUGA
Messenger RNA from Capronia epimyces CBS 606.96, 1461 nucleotides. RefSeq lists its product as uncharacterized. Lineage: Eukaryota; Fungi; Ascomycota; Eurotiomycetes; Chaetothyriales; Herpotrichiellaceae. The record is from RefSeq and is a predicted model, not a curated record. Gene Ontology annotation, molecular function: transcription cis-regulatory region binding; DNA-binding transcription factor activity. The transcript is spliced from 3 exons. Gene Ontology annotation, biological process: positive regulation of transcription by RNA polymerase II. Gene Ontology annotation, cellular component: nucleus. The coding region runs from base 1 to 1461 and encodes 486 amino acids.